Messenger RNA from Coregonus sp. 'balchen', 2989 nucleotides. The record is from the annotation of a GenBank genome assembly. NCBI's taxonomy places the organism in Eukaryota, Metazoa, Chordata, Actinopteri, Salmoniformes, Salmonidae.
AUGGCGACCAGCAAUCUCUCUCCCCUAGAAGAGGCCCUGUCGUGUCCUGUGUGCUGUGACAUCUUCAAGGAACCUGUCAUUCUUUCCUGUGGCCACAGCUUCUGUAAGGCCUGCCUGGAGGAGGCCUGGAGUUCAGGAGGGUCCCAGAACUGUCCUGUCUGUAGACAGAUGUCCUCUAGAGACCAUCCUCCCCAGUCAUUGGCCCUAUUUAACGCCUGUGAGUUUCUGCAGAAGGAGAGGGAGAGGAGUCUGAGAGGAGCCAACAGACAGAGCUCCUGCAGGGAGAACAGAAUGUGUGUCCUCAACACUCAGGAACUCAGUCUGUUCUGUGUGAAGGAGGAAGAGCUGAUUUGUAUAAAGUGUGUGUCAGAUCAUACUGAUCAUAGUUUCUGUUCUAUAACAAAGGCUGCAAAAGAGAAAAAGGUAAGUCUACUUUAUCUUUAAAUGUCAAAAAAAAAGUUUGCAUCCUUUUUGGAGCUCAUAUCCUGCUCAUUCUAUACAAUUUGCCAUGACUUGUAAAACAUAAAAAAAUUAAAAAUCCAUUAAUAAGAUACAGUGGGGAAAAAAAGUAUUUAGUCAGCCACCAAUUGUGCAAGUUCUCCCACUUAAAAAGAUGAGAGAGGCCUGUAAUUUUCAUCAUACGUCAACUAUGACAGACAAAAUGAGAAUUUUUUUCUCCAGAAAAUCACAUUGUAGGAUUUUUUAUGAUUUUAUUAGAAAUUAUGGUGGAAAAUAAGUAUUUGGUCAAUAACAAAAGUUUCUCAAUACUUUGUUAUGUACCCUUUGUUGGCAAUGACACAGGUCAAACGUUUUCUGUAAGUCUUCACAAGGUUUUCACACACUGUUGCUGGUAUUUUGGCCCAUUCCUCCAUGCAGAUCUCCUCUAGAGCAGUGAUGUUUUGGGGCUGUCGCUGGGCAACACGGACUUUCAACUCCCUCCAAAGAUUUUCUAUGGGGUUGAGAUCUGGAGACUGGCUAGGCCACUCCAGGACCUUGAAAUGCUUCUUACGAAGCCACUCCUUCGUUGCCCGGGCGGUGUGUUUGGGAUCAUUGUCAUGCUGAAAGACCCAGCCACGUUUCAUCUUCAAUGCCCUUGCUGAUGGAAGGAGGUUUUCACUCAAAAUCUCACGAUACAUGGCCCCAUUCAUUCUUUCCUUUACACGGAUCAGUCGUCCUGGUCCCUUUGCAGAAAAACAGCCCCAAAGCAUGAUGUUUCCACCCCCAUGCUUCACAGUAGGUAUGGUGUUCUUUGGAUGCAACUCAGCAUUCUUUGUCCUCCAAACACGACGAGUUGAGUUUUUACCAAUAAAUUCUAUUUUGGUUUCAUCUGACCAUAUGACAUUCUCCCAAUCCUCUUCUGGAUCAUCCAAAUGCACUCUAGCAAACUUCAGACGGGCCUGGACAUGUACUGGCUUAAGCAGGGGGACACGUCUGGCACUGCAGGAUUUGAGUCACUGGCGGCGUAGUGUGUUACUGAUGGUAGGCUUUGUUACUUUGGUCCCAGCUCUCUGCAGGUCAUUCACUAGGUCCCCCCGUGUGGUUCUGGGAUUUUUGCUCACCGUUCUUGUGAUCAUUUUGACCCCACGGGGUGAGAUCUUGCGUGGAGCCGCAGAUCGAGGGAGAUUUUCAGUGGUCUUGUAUGUCUUCCAUUUCCUAAUAAUUGCUCCCACAGUUGAUUUCUUCAAACCAAGCUGCUUACCUAUUGCAGAUUCAGUCUUCCCAGCCUGGUGCAGGUCUACAAUUUUGUUUCUGGUGUCCUUUGACAGCUCUUUGGUCUUGGCCAUAGUGGAGUUUGGAGUGUGACUGUUUGAGGUUGUGGACAGGUGUCUUUUAUACUGAUAACAAGUUCAAACAGGUGCCAUUAAUACAGGUAACGAGUGGAGGACAGAGGAGCCUCUUAAAAAAUAAGUUACAGGUCUGUGAGAGCCAGAAAUCACAAUUGGUGGCUGACUAAAUACUUUUUUCCCCCACUGUAUGCCCCAUAGUAAAAAAACAACAACAUUGUAUCAUGACCCUGAUUUGUCUUUGGUUGUGUCUCCAACAGGAGGAGAUAAAUACCUCACUGGAGGUGUUGCAGGUGAAAUUGGACUCUUACACUGAAGACAAAUAUACAAGUGAAAAGAUGGUUGAUCACAUCAAGACCCAGGCUCAGCAGACAGAGAGCCAGAUAAAGGAGGAGUAUGAGAAGCUGCAGCAGUUCCUGAGAGAGGAGGAGGCCAGGCUAGCCAGGCUGAAGGAGGAAGAGGAGGAGAAGAAUAGAGGAAUGGAGGAGAGAAUUGAAGGACUGAGUAAAGUGAUGUCAUCUCUGUCAGACACCAUCAAGUACAUAGAGGAGAAGUUGGAAGCUAAUGACCUGAUAUUCCUGCAGAGCUUUAAGACAAUAUAUGAAAGAGCACAGAACACACCUAAAGAUCCAGAGGUAUCAGGAGCGCUGAUAGAUGUGGCCAAACACCUAGGCAACCUAAAAUUCAGAGUCUGGGAGAAGAUGCAGGGGAUUAUACGAUACACUCCGGUGGUUAUGGACCCAAACACUGCACACCCCACUCUUAUCCUGUCUGAGGAUCUGACCGGGCUAAAAAAGGAUGGAGGGAGGCAGGACCUUCCCAAAAACCCAGAAAGGUUUGAGAAACACUUAAUCAUCCUGGGCUCUGAGGGGUUUACCUCAGGACAUCACUGCUGGGAGGUGGAUGUUGGAGACAAUGACAACUGGAUGAUUGGAGUAGCCAGAGAAUCUGUCAUAAGAAAGGAAGUAGUCACAGCAUCCAACACAGAUGGAUUCUGGUAUGUAUGCUCCCAUCAUGGUAAAUACCCACCUUCACAAUAUUAUUUAAAGAUCCAGAGGAUCAGAGUGGUGCUGGACUGUGACGAAGGACAAGUAUCCUUUACUGAUACUGUGAGAAACAAACACAUCCACACUUAUAAACACAGACUUACUGAAAGGAUGUUUCCAUACUUCUGUACGGGGGAAAGCCCCGCUCUUCAGAUUUGA